Rotaria sp. Silwood1 is the source of this 714-nucleotide messenger RNA. NCBI's taxonomy places the organism in Eukaryota, Metazoa, Rotifera, Eurotatoria, Philodinida, Philodinidae. The record is from the annotation of a GenBank genome assembly.
AUGCAUGUGGUUGCUUUAAUAAGUGGUGGUAAAGAUAGUACUUAUAAUAUGAUACAAUGCGUUCGACAUGGUCAUGAAAUUGUAGCAUUAGCUAAUUUACAUCCGAAAAAAGAUAUUGAUGAACUUGAUAGUUAUAUGUAUCAAAGUGUUGGACAUGAAAUAAUUGAUUUAUUUGCUAAAGCUAUGGAAUUACCAUUAUAUCGAGCAGAAAUAAAAGGUGAUGCUCAAACGACAAAUAAAGAAUAUGAUCAACCAGUUCAUGGUGAUGAAGAAAAACAUACAAUUGAAGCUGUUUCUGUUGGUGCUAUUUUUUCUGAAUAUCAGAAUAAUCGUGUUGCUAAUGUUUGCCAACGAUUAAAUCUUCAAGUUCUUGCUUAUAUAUGGCAGCGUGAUCAACAUGAAUUACUUAAUGAAAUAAUUGAUUCAAAUUUAGAAGCAAUUAUAAUUAAAACAGCUGCUCUAGGUUUACAGCCGAAGGAACAUCUUGGAAAAACUCUCGUCGAAAUGCGUCCGAUAUUGUUUAAACUAGCUGAAAAAUAUGGUAUAAAUGUGUGUGGUGAAGGUGGAGAAUUUGAAACAUUAACAUUAGAUUGUUCUCUAUUUAAACAUCAACGAAUUGUUCUUGAUCAAGUGAAAAUAAUCAUCACAUCGUCUGAUUCUAUUGCUCCAGUUGGUUAUUUAAAAAUUGAAAAAGCUCAUCUAGAACCAAAAUAA